Molecule: messenger RNA, 7785 nt
Organism: Aplysia californica (California sea hare)
Lineage: Eukaryota; Metazoa; Mollusca; Gastropoda; Aplysiida; Aplysiidae
Exons: 2
Coding region: 271-4212 (1313 amino acids)
Source: RefSeq, a predicted model, not a curated record
CUAAACCCUUCUAGAUUUUCUAUUCAUCCAUUUUAUGAGCAAGUCGUGUAAGUUCAAGGGAUCGCAAGCGGGCUGGUCGUUUAAUCUCCCCAGAAAAUGUCUGAGAAAAGAUGUAAGACAGGCGAGGCUUUAUGAAGAUGAGAAAUGGCAUACCAGGUUGCUGUCAUCCGCGAACCUGCAUUUUCAUCCUAGUGAAAAGGAAACAUUUUCAGAAAAUCUGUAAAAUUAGUUUUGUCUCCUGAUAGUAAGAUGGAUCUAGUCCUGUAAAGAAUGGAAGUGAUGCACAACAGCUCAGACAGAAAUCAACCUUUAAACUCCAAGUCCUUAGACACCACACCUGAUGUUGCUGGUUUAUCAACUGUUGCUUCAACAAAAGGAACCAAAGGAAUGGUUUACCAACAGUGUUCUGACCCUCUGGACAAAAGAAUCUCUGGGCUAAAAGAGCCGCCAGCUGUAUUUGAUCAUCAAUAUGCAAGUGAAAAGCAAAGUAAGGAAAAGACAUUCGUCAGCGAAGACAUGGAAUUAUUUGAUGAACUCCAAACUGGACACGACACAACUGGUCAAAGAACAGAACAAGCUAUGUCAUCAGAGAAAGAAAAUAGUACUCAUUUAGAAAAUGAUCAGAGCUCAUCAAAUGGAACUUACCCUAUGGUUACAAAAAGGUUCCGAACACUUGUAAAACGAAAGAGUAUGUUUGAUGGUCUAAAUUUUCAAAAGGAUGAUGUCAAUCAGGCAUCUGAAAAUACAGAAAUGAAUCCCAGUGGCUGGAAAUGUGGAUAUUGUGGCCUUACAUUCAUGGGUGAAAAAGAUAUUGUUACUCAUUUGAAGAAGCAUGAAGGGCUUACCCCCAAAGAAAAUGCAAAUAAAACUUUUAAUAGUAAAUAUUCUGCCACACAGAUUGAAGAACAAAUAAGUCAUGGCAUCAACAACAAAGAAUGUGAAAAGUCAAAGGUUAACAAAAAUCACUGUCAACUUUUGCCUAUUUAUAAUGGAGCGAUAUCGAUAUCCUCUCAGAUAAAUCGACGAAGAGGUUCUCGUGUGCCGAACUCAAUAGAAAUGGUUAAUGUUUCCAUUAAAAGUAAAAGCCAGACCUCUGGUCCAAUGGCUAGUGUUGGAAAAAGAAAUGCAAAAAAGAAGUUAGGUGAUGAUUUUAUUGUACCUCAAAGUCGAAGUAAGCAUAAACAGUCGCCUCCCAUUGAAAUCGGUGCCCAGGAAAAAUCUCCUGUAAAGGUCAAGUCUAAAGUGAGUGCAGAGAGAAAAAAGAAAACUUCAAGUUGCAGUACUGGGAAUGGAGGAGAAGACAAGAAGUUGCAAUUUAGGACUGUUUCAAGCAAAAGUCGACUAUUCGGUAAACAAGAAAGGCAAAUAGAUGAAGAUAAAAGUUUGUUACUGAAGUGUCCACAGUGUUGCUGUUGUUUUUUGAGGAAUGAAUCUUAUUCCGAACAUAUGAUGCAACAUAAUUGUUCCAUGCCAUAUCAGUGUUUGCAGUGUGAACUGAAAUUUUCUCAUUUUCAAGGGCUCAAAUCUCACAUUGAGAAUCAUGAAUGUAAGUUCUCUGUUCCUUCUACUUUUUCUUGUGGUAUGUGCAAAUCACAGUUUAGAGACAUGCCGGAGCUGCAAGAACAUAAAACUAAAUGUGAACAUUCAAAAAAUCAAAGUGACCAGGACACUGUUUCAAGUAAGAACAGAUUCCCUUUGGCUUUGAGGAGACACAUUUCAAAGCAAGUCGGCAACAAGGAAAAGAAUUUGCACAAAUGCUUCCCUUGUAAGAGAACAUUCAAAGACAGAAGACUGUUGUUCAUCCACAAAAAACGUCACCCCAAUGCCUAUAAACCUUUCAAAUGUGACAUUUGCAGUCAGAGUUUUGCUGUGAAGAAAUGGUUGGACAAUCAUGCUCAAAGACAUGUGGUGGAACGCAAGUUUCCUUGUGAUAUUUGUGGUAAGAAAUACUUAACAAAAGGAGAUGCUGUCAUGCACAAAAGAAGGCACACUUUAGACAGAAAGUUUCAUUGUGAUAUUUGCCAAAAGAACUUUGUAUACAGAUCAGAACUUAAUUCUCACUUGAAAAAACAUCAAGGAGUUAAACUGCCAAAAAAUAUCGCCUGUGAUACCUGUGGCAAAAAGUUUGCCACGCGGCGAGAUCUUCAACGACACACCACUGUUCACACCGGAGAACAGCCUUACGAGUGCCCGUUGUGUGGAAAGAAAUUUUCUCAAGAAGUGAACAUGCAAAUACACAUAAAAAUUCACACCAACAUCCGACCGCAUAAGUGUGGUGAAUGUGAGAAAAGCUUCAUCACGAAGAGUAAACUCCUCCGACAUCAAGUUAUUCACACCAAACCCAAAGCCUCUCUACCUAAGCCUUACAAGUGUUUGCUUUGUCCGCGUCAGUACACAGCGGAGAACAGUCUUAUUCGGCACUUAAAAAGCCACCGAGAGUCCCCGGGGACAGUGACGUCUGUCACGGAGGUGUUGAAUAAAGCCAUGGAGGAUUCCAAAAAAAAAGACGGUAUCACUUCUGGAUCUGUUCUUGCUUCUUUGAUAGAUCAAGCAAUUCGUGAUGCCAAAAUUAUAUCCAAGAAAGGAAAGGAGAAAUCCACGGCACCUGAACGUUCCAUGGCUGAAAUCAUUGAUCAGGCCAUACACAACUCCAAGGCAGUCAGUCUUGGAACCCAGACCCCUAUUCUUGUGAAAGAUGCAAACAAAUUCUCGAAGCCAAAAGGUGGCUUAAGUAAACCUAUUGAAAGUAUAAGUGAAAGCAAUUUAGCGAAACAUCCCAAACAAAGUAAGCAGCUCUCGUCUGUUCAAACUGUCAUUGUCAAACCUAAAGGCACUGUUGUUAAUUAUGGCCCCACAGACCACAGGAAAUUUCAUCAAAAUCCUACAGUCUUACAGCAAAUAAAACUUAAUGCCGAUUCUGUACGUUGCAUCCCAAUGCAAGAGAUUCACCAUCAGAAUUUGAAUGGUAGAGGAAAGUUGCUUUCCAACAAUAUGACUGUGAUUGGUCCCAACCAAACUCAGUUCUUAGUCCAUUCCCCAUUGCAAACCCCAGACAGCAGGACAAAUAUACCUGUUUCUCAUGUUGCUUCUUCAUCAAAGCAAUAUGAUGCAGUCCCCUCUGUCCUGAAGACCUCAUUCAUAGAAGCAACAGACCUUCCCACAACCUCAAAACAAGUCUACAGUUCUGAAGUUCAAAUACUGGAGAGAACACCUCAUUUAACUGCCGGCUUUGAACCUCACAAAGUGAAGAACGCUCAUUCUUUAUCCCCUGAUUUCAACAAUGGCAAUCAUUUUAUCAUACUCCCUACCAAGCAGGAACCUGUGAGUCAUCAUAUACCAGUACAACCUCAGUCAGAAGAUACCAAAUAUUUCAUUCUCCAGACUGAUACUCAGGGAAGGACCAUAGUUUUACAGACACCCGUCAUUUCUGUGGACCCAGGAGACCAGAUCACAGAAACUCAGUUCUCCCAUUUUCAGGGUGCUCCAGGCCCGGUGAAUAAUUUACCUUCUGUGACUCAUCUUGUCGAAAACAGAAUAGAAAGUCCUCAACAUGUUUCUUUUCUCAAUAAAAGGCUUCAUACAUUGGUACCCGAUCCUACAGUCAUUCAAGAGCACUCAAAGAUUGAGUCUGUGGAAUCUGCUUUUGUAAAUCAGGAUAUUGUACCUGGAGAAGAAACGGGGGAAGUCUAUUCUUAUCCUACAGUUCCUAUUACGGAACACCUGGAUGGCAAUGUUGAGUUUACUGUUGCGGAGGUGCCCCAUCUGGAUAGCUCACAGAAUAUCUUUUACUCAGGACAGGAACUGAUUGUGAGCCGAGACGCCUCGGGACAAGAAUUGAUUAUAAGCAGAGAAGAGGUGGAAGACCCGGACACCUUGAUGGAAAUACCAACUGAGUUUGUGACUGAUGGUCUGGACGCCAAGUCCAUCAGUCAAGAUAGCACUUCCUUCUACACGGUUGACACCUCUGGGGCUCUUGAAACUGUUGCAGCGUUAGGGAUUGCUCCAAGUCUGUCCGACUCCAUGGCUGGACCAUCUUUUGACAAUGAGGGCAGCCAUAUUCUCUGUAAUGUGCCUUCAUCUGUCAUCACAGACGCCCAGUUUUUAGAACAAGAAAUUCUUCAGGCAUUAGAAAAAAGAAUCUGCCCCUCGGAGCAUGAUGGGUCGAACGAGGACAUUGUAUUAGCUGAUACUCAAGAUACAUUUCAUGUGUAACAACAGUAUUGUAGUGCCUAGCAUUGAUAUCUCGUUCUGCCACAUUAUGUUUGGUUUUCAAGAGACAUUUUAUAACUCAUCUCAUGCACAUAUAUCAUCGAUAUUCUUUUCUACCUCACUGAAGGCACCGCAGAGGAUUGCAUUUUCUUAAGCAGCAGCUUGCCUACUGGUGUGCUUCAUGUCUAUGAGAAAGAUCCUGGCCUAUGACAGCUGGGAUGAAGGUAAAAUUUACACCAGAAACUCAUCCAGACCAUGUAUUGCCAGGAUGUGAAAAUGAAGACUUGGUUCAGGCUUUAUGAACUGACAGACUUUUGCGUUUUUAAUGGGUAGGGUUGUUUGUAUUUAUUUCAAGGAAGUACCUAGAAUUAGGAAUUGAAUAUAUAAGGUUCUAUUGUUUACUGAAGAAAGGUUUUUGUCCCUCCUGACAUUUCAUUGCCAGUUUGUUCCUUUGUUUUAUGAGAUCCACUUCAGGGUGUUUUUGUACUUUUUAUCUCAUGUGAACAAAUGAUAUUUCCUUUCAUAGUUUGUAAAUUGAGAUGUAAUGUUUAAGAAGUAUCCAGAUACACAUCUGGAGCUCAAAUUCCUUUACAGUUUACAGCAUACACAUGUAUUCAUACCGUUCCUCUCUUCUGUCUUUAAAUCUUUUUCAACAUUUCCGUCCCGAUCAAACUACGUCAUGUACGUGCAGGCUAUUGUCCAAACACCAUUGAUCUUUUUAAUUUAAAAGUGUUUAGUUCUGUCUUUAUAAAUUGUCUCUCCAGUCGUAAUACAGAACUCUCUCUCUUUGUUAUUCUCUGUCUCACUUUCAUCUUUUUUUGUCCUCUUCUUGUCUCACUUUCGUCUUUUUUUGUCCACUUCUUGUCUCACUUUCAUCUUUUUUUGUCCACUUCUUGUCUCACUUUCAUCUUUUUUUGUCCUCUUCUUGUCUCCUUGCAUCUUAUUUUCCCAUUUGGUUCCUGUUUUCAAUGUAGCGUUUCCUUAAUCUUUUGACUUGGCUUGUUUGUUUCCUUGUUUCACUUUUUGACAUAAAGGAGUUUCUAUGCUAUGAUCAUGGUACUCACUCCUGCAAUAGUCAGAAUUGAUAACCUCUGUUUAUCUGUCCUCAGAGAAAUUUACUCGCGCAACUUUUGCCCUCAGCGCAACUUUUGCCAUUUUCGUCAAUUCAAGAAUUUUAGCCAAUUUUCCGCAAAAGUUGGAAAAUAAUGAUUAAAUUUCCUUUAAAAUUACCGAAACUUUCAUCCACGGUUAUAAAUAACUGCGCCAAGGGGAACAAAUUGCACCUGAAGCAGAUCUUCCACGUCUUUUGCACUAGUGCUGUUCGUCAUCACUGUUAACUGCUUUCAGUGUGUAUUUUUGUGUGUUUUUGUUUUUAUUUUCUUUCUUUGUUUUUUUAUUGUGUUCAUGUGUUUGUAGAACUUCUUUGCCUAGUAGGGUAAUAUGGACCUUUUUUUUUCAAACCAGCAGAGAGUAUGCAUUUAUGGACAUAACAUAAUGAAAUUUUGUAGACACACAGAUUUCUUUAAUACAGUGCAGGCUGUUUGCAAAAAGAUGAUGUGAACUCAUGUUCGUCGAACAUGUCACGCGAAGUGGGAUAAAUGCCACAUGACCUGAAACCAUUUAUUGCUGAUAUUUACUUUCAAGUAGGGUUCACAAAAUAGAGACGACACUUGAAGUAGUGAAGCUGUCCCUCUGCCCUACCCGGGUGAUUCCUAAGCCACUUUUGAACAGCGGAGUCAUAGUAGGUCUGCAGGGGCUUUAAAAAACUUCAGUCGAGGGGUUGUAAUUUGUAUGUCGUGUGCGAUGGCAGGCUUAACAUCUCCCCAAAGUUUUCUUUGGCUAAACUUAUAGCCUCAAGGUUCAUAGUGUGGCUUCUGUGCCCAUCCAAAAUUAUCAACACUUUCUUCUCUUUCGAAGGUUCUUGAAGGGAUGGGCUCUGGGCCGGCUCACUUGUUCUCUGGUCAGUUUAAACGUUAUUUUCAAGAAGCCAUCAUUUAGCUGACGCUCAGAGCAAAAAGUGUCAUUAAAAAGGGGAGAAAAAAAACCCCCACCCUUCAUUAAAGCCCAGCUCACUUUUAUACUGAAAGAAAGUGAAGAAGCAAACAGUCACCUUUCUGUGUCUCCCACUUCACUGUGUAGGUAAACUUGUUCUUUUGUGGCAGGGCCCGCCCCAUUACGGUAUUACCUCUUCCUCCAAGUCCCCCAACAGUCUGGAAGACUCCUCGUUCAUUUCUGGAUCCUCCGUCAAAUCUUUGAACCUAUUGAUUAAUUGUGCUGACUUUGAACUUCUUCAUACUUACAUCAUGUGCUAGUGCAUGAACUUACAAACAUAUUUUCUUUAACAAUUUUUGUAUUACAUGUAUACAUAAUAUGUUUAAUUUUUUUGUUUAUGUGACAUGGAUAUCGUGUCACAACUUAAAUACAUGUAUUAAAGUCUGGCUCUGUACAGCCAUGUUGAAAAUAAUCUUAGAAGUCUAAUUGAAAUUUGUUGUCUUGUUUGCACAACUGCUUAAUGUAUUUGUCUCUUUUGCAUUUUUUGGUGUAGUCUUCUUUUCUGUCUUCAUAUUACUUUAGAGUGUAUGGGUGGAGUGCGGCUAUUCUUAUCAACACUAUUCAGAAUUUAAGAAGCUGGUCCUCCAAAUUUAAUGUCUGUCACCAUUAGCACCGAGACAAAUGAGUUCAGGAGAGUAGAGCCUUGAAAACUCAACAAGAUGACCUGAGUCUGGCAGGGCCCGCCCCAUGACCUCUUCCUCCAAGUUCUCCAACAGUCUGGAAGACUCCUCAUUCAUUUCUGGAUCCUCCGUCAAAUCUUUGAAUUUCUUGACCCUGCUGACUUUGAACUUCUUCAUACUUACAUAUACAUGUGCUAGUGCAUGAACUCUUACAAACACAUUUUCUGUUACUUUUACAAUUUUUGUAUUAUACAUAAUGUAUGUUUAAUUUUUUUGUUUAUGUGACAUGGAUAUUGUGUCACAACUUAAAUAGUAAAGUCUGGCUCUCUGCAGCCAUGUUGAAAAUAGUCUGAGAAGUCUAAUGGGAAUUUUUUGUCUUGUUUGCAAAACUGCUUUGUGUAUUUGUCUCUUGCAUUUUUUGGUGUAGUCUUCUUUUCUGUCUUCAUAUUACUUUAGAGUGUAUGGGUGGAGUGCGGCUAUUCUUAUCAACACUAUUCAGAAUUUAAGAAGCUGGUCCUCCAAAUUUAAUGUCUGUCACCAUUAGCACCGAGACAAAUGAGUUCAGGAGAGUAGAGCCUUGAAAACUCAACAAGACGACCUGAGUCUGGCAGGGCCCGCCCUAUGACCUCUUCCUCCAAGUUCUCCAACAGUCUGGAAGACUCCUCAUUCAUUUCUGGAUCCUCUGUCAAAUCUUUGAAUUUCUUGAGCUUGCUGACUUUGAACUUCUUCAUACUUACAUAUAUACAUGUGCUAGUGCAUGAACUCUUACAAACGCAUUUUCUGUUACUUUUACAAUUUUUGUAUUAUACAUAAUGUAUGUUUAACUUUUUUUGUUUAUGUGACAUGGAUAUUGUGUCACAACUUAAAUAGUAAAGUCUGGCUCUCUGCAGCCAUGUUGACAAUA